UUCUCUCUCUCCCACAUUGAAAAAGUCGCACUUCACCACGUACCUCCGGACCCAGCGUCCCUUCACCUUGUACCAAUAAAAACCUAUAACCAACCGCCACAGAGUUCCAGAGCAUAAACCAGAGAAGAAGGAAAAGACUUUUGAAGAAGAGAUGGAGGGUUUGCAGAGGUCUACGACGUCAUUUAGGAGGCAAGGAUCGUCGGGUUUGGUAUGGGACAACAAGGCCGUAUCGGGGGAUUUGAACCAAAUGACAGAAAAUAAAGAAAGCAGCCGAGGGAGACGAAGCCGAUCAGACGAAGGCAGCGGCGGACAUACCUACCGCACGACCAAGGCGGCUACUCCUAGCGUGGAUCCUCCUUCUCCAAAGCUAUCCGGUUGCGGUUUUUGUGGGGUUUUUGGCAAACCAGAUGCCGUCAAGAAAAGAAGAUCAAACAAGCGCAAGGCCUGAUGAUCACUACAUAAUUUUUUUGUUUAUGUUUACUUUAAUGUGAUACGCAGCUUUCCACAUUCCAUUUCAAAUUAUAUGUGUGCUGUUCUC
Hibiscus syriacus is the source of this 538-nucleotide messenger RNA. RefSeq lists its product as uncharacterized. Lineage: Eukaryota; Viridiplantae; Streptophyta; Magnoliopsida; Malvales; Malvaceae. Bases 152 to 448 code for a protein of 98 amino acids. The record is from RefSeq and is a predicted model, not a curated record. The transcript has a single exon.